Molecule: messenger RNA, 534 nt
Organism: Lucilia cuprina (Australian sheep blowfly)
Lineage: Eukaryota; Metazoa; Arthropoda; Insecta; Diptera; Calliphoridae
Product: tauPI-stichotoxin-Hcr2c
Exons: 2
Coding region: 175-471 (98 amino acids)
Molecular function (GO): serine-type endopeptidase inhibitor activity
Source: RefSeq, a predicted model, not a curated record
AGCUUGUUUUAAAGUCUUUCUUUAGUAAUAAUUUCGUUGUGAUCGUUAUUGCGUCUAGUAUUUCUACGAGAGCGUAAUCUAGUAUAUUUGUUGCACAAAAAUAUUGAUUUCGUAAAAAAAAAACAAAUAUUAAAAAAAUCGUAAUUUUAAUUGGUAUUAUCCAGUAUAAACAUCAUGUCAAAAUUUGUUAUUAUUCUAUUGACAUUUGCAAUUACAUCGAAUGUUUUCGUUUCUAUAGAAUCGCGCAGCUGGGGCAUUCCAAAUAUUUGCUUGCAACCACCUCCCCGAUCAGAGGGUAUUUGUACGAUUGAAAUAGAAGGUUAUUAUUUUGAUAGUCAAAAGAGUAAUUGUGAAAAAUAUACUGUUGGAGGUUGUCGUCUAACGGGUGGUCAAAGUUUUGGUUCCCUUCAGGAUUGUUUAGCAACUUGCGUUCAUGCCACUCGACGUAUACAGGAUAUAAGACAUGAUUAAAGUUCAAAAAACCAAGAAAAGUGAUUAAUAAAGUUUUAUGUUAAAAUAUGUUUGUUUUCUUAA